AUGGACAAUAAUAACCAAGAAAUGGAGGAAGAGGAAAUGGCAAUACAGGAAGCAGAUGAAAAAAAUAUGCAAGUGAAUGCGAAAUAUACCAAAAUUUGCUACGCACAACAAUGUUGUUUUCGGAUGAUAUUUUUAAUAUCAAUAUGUAGUUUUAUUUCACUUGGCUUCUGUCUAGCCAGUAUAGAGAUUCCAAGCGCUAUAGAUAAAAUCUUUAUAGCUUUUUUGAGCGGUUUAGUUGGUAGUAUACUCUUGAAACGGGUUUUUUUAACAAACACUCGAACUGAUAGAACAUCUUCUAUUGAUUAUAUUUUAUCUUCUCAAGAAGUAAAGGAAAGAAUCAUUGAAAUGUAUGCUUUUGAAGCACACGAUUAUAGUUACGAAUUCAUUUUGAAAGAUGUUAAUAAACAUCUUCCUUUGAAUUCAAGGCAAUCCUAA
Messenger RNA from Cetraspora pellucida, 435 nucleotides. The record is from the annotation of a GenBank genome assembly. NCBI's taxonomy places the organism in Eukaryota, Fungi, Glomeromycota, Glomeromycetes, Diversisporales, Gigasporaceae.